AUGUUUCAGGCUGCUUCUCGCCUGGCAGAUCAGCAUGUUCUGGCCCUCACCGCUGCCACGAAUGAGUUCGGCCAGCCCCAAAGGCUUGGGCGCAUUGCACGGCAUGUGCGCGAGAGGCGCCAGCCCAGUCCACGGCCCAGGGCGCAAUGGAGCACCCAAGGUGAUGGCCACACUGACCCCCCACUCAUCACAAUCCGCGCCAAGAAGGCUGCAUCGGCAUCCGAAGUCUUGAAGGUGAUGUGGGCAGAGCAUGACAAUCCAGACUUAAACCUGAUUUCGGUGUCUCAGCAUGGAAACGGCUGA
Molecule: messenger RNA, 303 nt
Organism: Effrenium voratum
Lineage: Eukaryota; Dinophyceae; Suessiales; Symbiodiniaceae
Source: the annotation of a GenBank genome assembly